GUAUAACACUUAUGUAUCUAUUAUCUAUGUCAUUAUAAAAAGAAUUGGAAAAUAUUUAGUUUUAUAAAUCUUGCACAAAACAAAACCAAUCCAAAAUUCUAUUGUUUUGAGUUCUUAUACAUACUUCAAAAUGCAUAUUCUUGCUAAAUCAGCAAUCAGUUGGGUUCUCCUGUUUAUCUGCGCCGUGGGAAAUGUGACAUCUCAAGACGUCGUGCUAGAAGGAAUUGCCCUCUCCGAUUGGGGAGUUUGGGGAGAAAUGGAGCUGUGCCCUCCUGGAAGCUUUGUUUAUGGAAUGCGACUCAAAGUACACCAGGAUCAAGGAGCAUUUGAGGAUGAUACUGCACUCAACGGGAUAGAGCUUUUGUGCAUUUCUGGCGCAGCGAGUAAACAGCGGAACAACACGGCGUCAUUAACCCGACAAGAUUUUGGAACCGUUAGCUCUAGCGUUGGUCAUAAAGGGGAUUUUGGUCUGUUUGUAGAGUGUCCAGAUCCAUGGUUUGUUAAUGGAUUUCAAUUCAGAUCAGAACGACCAGAUCUGAUCGGACCAUUGGGCGAUGAUACUGCGGGAAAUAAUAUCCGACUAAUUUGUAAUGAUGUUGAUUUUACCGUGUUGGAAGGAUAUGGAACCGGUUGGGGCGACUGGACAGCGGAACUGAAAUGUCCAAGGGGGCUAAGGAUUUGUGGAAUUCAGACAAGAGUGGAAGGCCCAAAUGGAGAUGACGACACUACUUUGAAUGAUCUCAACAUGGGAUGUUGCACAGUGGGUUAAACUAUCACCAAGUUCAUUACUUCUGUAUUACUUAUCCUUGAAAUAUGCAUCAUACGUAUCUGUAAAGAAAUUAUUACAGCAGUAAUAAAAUACGAACCACGUCAUAGCAUCAAUUAAAAA
Messenger RNA from Folsomia candida, 889 nucleotides. Its product is annotated as vitelline membrane outer layer protein 1 homolog. The record is from RefSeq and is a predicted model, not a curated record. Lineage: Eukaryota; Metazoa; Arthropoda; Collembola; Entomobryomorpha; Isotomidae. Bases 131 to 769 code for a protein of 212 amino acids. The transcript has 4 exons.